Messenger RNA from Daktulosphaira vitifoliae (grape phylloxera), 1702 nucleotides. RefSeq names its product odorant receptor 43a (gene Or43a). The record is from RefSeq and is a predicted model, not a curated record. The transcript is spliced from 9 exons. Lineage: Eukaryota; Metazoa; Arthropoda; Insecta; Hemiptera; Phylloxeridae. Gene Ontology annotation, molecular function: olfactory receptor activity; odorant binding. The coding region runs from base 281 to 1516 and encodes 411 amino acids. Gene Ontology annotation, biological process: sensory perception of smell; detection of chemical stimulus involved in sensory perception of smell. Gene Ontology annotation, cellular component: plasma membrane.
GAUAUUUGUAUUGUUCUUUGAAAUUUGUUUACUUUAAUUAAUUGUUUCACUGAAAAAUAAAACGUUACUUAAUAAAUAAUUAUUUAAUCAAUAAUUUGAUAAAAUUUCUGUAGCAAUAUAAUUUAAACAUUUAUUAUUUAUGAUAAACAAAAAAUCCAUCAUACUUAAAAAAGUUAUUCAAAUAGCUAAACAAUUAAAUUAUAAGUUUUGGUCGGUAUAAUAGAGGUAUUUUAAAAUUAUAAUUUUAUUUCGAAUCGAAAUUCCAAAAGUCGACACAACUAUGGCCUAUAUGGAUUUGCAACUUAACGUUCUUAAAUGGUGUGGCAUGUUACAUCUUACGAAUUGUUCAUCUAAGUUGGCUUUGAAAAUGUUUAAUAUAUAUCGUAUAACAAUUUUUUUCCUCGUAAGCAUUUCAGUUAUCACUUUGACAACACAAUUAACAGUGACUUCCAGUAUGUUAAUGUUGGCAAAAACUAUUGAUAUGUGGACAAUGGCUAUUUCAGGAAUGUAUAAAUGGUUCUGUAUGAUUAAAUUCAGUAAUGAUUUUAUUGCUUUUGAUACAUCUCUAGUUCAAAUACAAACAAAUGCUGUGUUAAUUUAUGGCUCUAAAGCUAACAAAUUUACCAAAAAUCACUUACGUUAUACAAAGAAAAUUACAGUUUUUUAUUUGUUAAGUGGUUUUAUAGGUGUCAUAUGCAUUAUAUUAAUGCCUUUAUUUGCUUAUUUCAAUAGUAAUCAACGGAAGCUCAGUUUUUUCAAUGAUCCGCAUAAUUACCCUAUAAGUUGCUGGAUACCAUUUACCAUAAGAAAUUAUUGGGAGGUCGCUGGCAUAUACACUAUACAAUUUAUAACGUCUUUAAUAGUAACAAACACUUACUUAGGUAUAGAUGCAUUUAUGUUUGGUACUAUUUACGCAAUCGGAGGUCAAAUUGAUUUACUUAACUCAGUACUAAAUAAUUUUUCUGAAAACAACACACCAAGUCAAAACAUGCUACCUAUUUCACUCAAGAAUGAGAAUAUAAUACACCAAGACAAAUUGUAUUCAAAAAUGGUUUUAUGUGUAAAACAUCAUAUAUUGAUAUUAAAGUACAUAAGAAAAAUAAAAAAUAUGUAUAGUUCACUCAUAUUAGUUGAUUACUUGCAUGGAAUAAUUUCAAUAACGUUCGCAAUAUUUCAAAUAACAAUUAGUGAAAAUUUUGGUGAAAAAAUGGGAAUAAGUAUUUUUGUUGUUGUAAGUCUGUAUCACCAGUUUCUUAACAACGUUUUCGGUGAAUAUUUAGUUCAUAAGCAAUCAAAUGUAAGGGAAGCAUUAUACAAUGUACCAUGGUUUCAAUCUGACAAAAAAUUUCGUAACAUUACUACAUUUAUGUUAUCAAGAACAAAUAUGCAGAUCAUGAUCACUGGAUUUUACAUGUAUAAGCUGUGUAUAAAUUCUUUCAUUAAAUUUGUUAAAGCGCUUUAUACAUAUUACAUGGUUUUAAGACAUAUGAAUCAAACAAAACUAGUCAUCAGUUGAAUGUAUUGCCGGUUUUAUGUUUAUCGAUGAUCAUGUGCACUUAUUAUGAAUCACUAGCAACUUGAUUAGAAAUUAAUAACAUAAAAAAACUAAUUAAUUCGUAAAAAUUUAAUUUGUAAACCUUUAUUAUAAUAUUUAACAUUUGUAGUUUAUAAUUUUGGAUACAUAUAAAAAUGAAAAAUUGUA